Messenger RNA from Oncorhynchus mykiss (rainbow trout), 2414 nucleotides. RefSeq names its product G protein-coupled receptor 4. The record is from RefSeq and is a predicted model, not a curated record. Lineage: Eukaryota; Metazoa; Chordata; Actinopteri; Salmoniformes; Salmonidae. Gene Ontology annotation, molecular function: G protein-coupled receptor activity. Gene Ontology annotation, biological process: G protein-coupled receptor signaling pathway. Gene Ontology annotation, cellular component: membrane.
AGGAAUGCAUUGUUUUAGAGAAGACAAAAGGGAAAUAUGUCAUGUUAUAGAAUCUAACCAAAAAAUCGCAGUUGUUUCUCCAAUCAACAAUAAACUCACAGAUUGUUAGAAGAAGAGAAUCCAUAACUGUUCAUCAAAUUACUGAUUUCAGUUACACCUUUAUUAUGUAAGGACAAAGGGAGCCUGAGAACUACUCAAUGACACAUCACCCAAAUGACCACCCUUGGCCCCCAUAGACCUAAUUUCUUAAUUUCCUUUCCUUUCCUACACUCAUAACAACCCUCUCCUUCUCACUCACUUUCUCCUCCUCUAAUGGUCAGAGAACGAGGGAAGAGGGAGGAAGAGGGAGGAGAGGAGUGAGUGUUUUUGUUCAGGAGGAGAAAGGCGUUCUCCUGUGUUCUCAGGAUGUGGCUGUUAAAGCCUGGAGAAGUGGGCUUCCUGUCUAGGGAAACGAUCAGAGAACAGACAAGGCCCUGAGGUUAAGACGCUGUGUUCCCUCAGAGGACGCAGACACUUUGUGCUGCACAGAUCACCAACAGAUUGAGCAAAGAAGGGGUUCUGUGGAACGGUAUGGGAGAGGUUUUCCACAAGGACUAGAGACACCCAAUCAAUAGAUCCUAAGCAGAGCAAUAUAUUGGUGCUGGACACCUGACUCUGGGAGCUAAUAGAAACAAUAUGGACAGAUCACAAGCAUAUGCAUUUAUGGAUGACUUCGAUUGGAGACAACUUCCUCGGUCAAACACAUCUAUUUUCACCUUUUCUACCAUUCUACCAUUGCAUUUGUGAAUGAAUUUAAUGGAUAUAAAAUGCAGAGACUCUCACACCACCGUCUCUCUCUGGGAAUAUAGAUCUGUAUCAGAGGGUGAUAUAAGCACCUGUGUACUGUAGUACCUGGUUUCUUGUAAAAGGACUUUGAGGGUUCCGGCCCUCACCCAGAGACUGUCAGAGACCAUGUCCAACAACAGUGACAGCUGCAACCUCCCCCUGAACACUGACACACUUGGUCUCACCUACAUCUACAGCCUGGCCUUCUCACUGGGUCUCCCUUGCAACCUGCUGUCCCUCUGGGGACUGUACCAACUGGGUCGCUCCGGUGGGGGUGGCUGCCAGCUGGUCUACAUUCUCAACCUGCUGCUUUCUGACCUCCUCCAGCUGCUCACCCUCCCCCUAUGGAUCCUGUACCUCCAGGGGGCUCACCGCUGGCCCUACGGCCGCCCCGCCUGCGAGUUUGUGGGCUAUGUCUUCUACGUCAAUGUCUACGCUAGCGUGGUGUUCCUCUGUUUGAUAGCGUUGGACCGUUGCCUGGCUAUAGUACACCCGUUGAGUAGUCGUGGCGUGCGGACGGUGCGGGUGGCGGCAGUGUCUGGAGUGGCGGUCUGGACGCUGACCUUCCUGUUCUGUUUAGGCGGGUUGCUUCCAUCGGUGUUCGACGCAGAGAGGCUGCUGUGUCUGGAGCAGUACCCCGUCAGCCUCAGAUAUGCCCACUUUAAGAUUGCUACAGUCAUCAUGGGGUUCCUUCUGCCCUGUGGUAUACUGGGUUACACCUCCGUCCGCAUUGGGGUGACCCUCCAACAGUCGCCCUCCGUCUCCAAUCAGGACCGCCACAAAAUCACUGGCAUCCUUGUCGUCAUCACCGUCAUCUUCAUUGUCGUCUUCGGACCCUACCAUCUGGUUGGGGGGUACCGUUUUGUCUCCCUCCUCCUCAUAGACAACCCCUGCGAGUUGGAACGGUCCAUUUUCCUGUGCUACCGGCUGUGCUACGGUCUGACCAGCCUCAACACUCUGCUGGACCCUCUGUUCUACAUCUUCCUGUGUCACAACGCCCGUCUGGAGCUCCGCAGGUCCCUAACGCCCUGUCUGGGACGGGGGCACACAGCCCCCAAACAGGUCAGACUCAGUCUCAGAGGGAAUCCUGAUCCUAGUGACAAUGUGUAAAAACACUGGAUUGGACAAACUGUUUUUGAAUGAAGAAAACCUGGAUAAUCUGUAUUGUGUUUCCUGUUUUUUGAUGAGUUUGAAUUCAGCAGGAGGACACAUUGUGUAGCGAGACUGGACAUACAGACAGUAUAUUACAGUGUUUUCUUGGACUUGCUCAAGGAACUGACUCCACUGGUUUGACUGCUGAGCAUUAGUGAUGGAAAAAAGCAGCAAUUGUGCCACCCAGUGGGGAGAGCAUGCAUGUUGCUAGCUGAAAUUGGAAAUAGCGUUCCAUCUACUUCACUUUUCUGCUGUGCCCGUCCUCUCUACCUGUUGAUGCACUGCCAUAGCCGCCUCAGUUACUACUGUCUAAUGAAUGCACUAUAAUAAUAAUCUCAUAAUGUCUUGACUGUUUGCUUGUCAUGAUUUUUAUACUUUCAUUUGCUAUUCGCAGUAAUUAACGUCAAUUGAAAUACAUGAUUUAUUCAUCAUAGAUA